Molecule: messenger RNA, 1032 nt
Organism: Adineta steineri
Lineage: Eukaryota; Metazoa; Rotifera; Eurotatoria; Adinetida; Adinetidae
Source: the annotation of a GenBank genome assembly
AUGGCCGGUGUAAAAAUAACUGAAAGUCUAUUUGGUGUUACAAAGAAUAAAAAUGAAAUAAAAAAAUAUACUCUUUCAACAUCGGAUGGUUUUGAAGUUUCUUUAAUUGAUUAUGGUGCUAUUAUUCAAUCAAUUCGACAACCUGAUAAACAAAAUCAAAUAGCUGAAAUUACACUUGGUUAUGAUACUUUAGAAGGUUAUGUUGAUGAUCAAUGUUUUUUUGGUGCUACAGUUGGUCGAGUAACAAAUCGAAUAAAAAAUGGUCGUUUUGAAUUAGAUGGUAUUACAUAUGAAUUAGGCAAAAAUGAUAGUACUAAAAAACAUCAUUUACAUGGCGUUUUUAAUAAACGUGUUUGGGAUAGUACAACAGAAAAUAGUGAUACAGUUGUUUUUAAAUAUCAAAGUCCUGAUGGUGAAGAUGGAUAUCCUGGUCAAGUCAAUGCAACUGUUAAAUAUACAUUGACAAAUGAUCAUCGAUUAAUACUUGAUUUUCAUGCAACAGCAACAAAACCAACACCAAUUAAUAUGACAAAUCAUGUUUAUUUUAAUCUCGGUGGAGAUACAAGUGGAACAAUACUUGAUCAUCUAUUCGAAGUACCAGCUGAAAAAUUUCUUCCAGUCGAUGAUGAACUUAUUCCUACUGGAGAAAUUAAACCAGUAGAAAAUACUCCAUAUGAUUUCAGAAAAUUAACUCGAAUUGGUGAACGUAUUGAUGAAUCUUUUGAUGGUUAUGAUUUAAUGUAUGUUAUUGAUGGUAAUGGUAAACGAUCAUUUGCCAAACUUAUUCAUGAACCAAGCGGUCGAAUAAUAUCUGUUGAAUCAACUCAAAAAGGUCUUCAAUUUUAUACCGGAAAUUUUUUGAAUAAUGUUAAAGGACGCAAUGGAGCAGCAUAUAAUAAACAUGGUGCAUUAUGUUUAGAAACACAAAAUUAUAGUGAUAGUGUUAAUAAUCAACCUCAAUUUCCAAGUAUUAUUCUUCGUCCCGAUGAAGAAUAUCAUGAACAAACAACUUUUCAUUUUCAUUUGCAAUAA